AUGGCUGCUACAACAUCAACUGGUACAAUCGGUGCUAAUAGUAGCGGUCAACAAAUAUCACGUGUUGUACAUCUUCGAAAUAUACCAUCUGAUAUGACUGAUCUAGAAUUAGUCCAUUUUUGUAUGCCUUAUGGAAAACUUGUUAAUUAUUUAUUACUUAAAGGAAGAAAUCAGGCAUUUGUGGAAUAUGAGGAUGAACGAAGUGCCCAAACUUUGGUAACUGUUAAUAUAGCAUGUCCAGUAGCUAUCCGUGAUAGGACAAUAUUUUGUCAAUUUUCAACUCAUCAAGAAUUAAAAACAAAUCAUCACCUUCGUGCUGAUAGUAAUCGUUCCAAUCUUAUCAUUGAUCACGAUGAUAAUGAG
Loa loa (African eye worm) is the source of this 363-nucleotide messenger RNA. RefSeq lists its product as hypothetical. Gene Ontology annotation, biological process: regulation of RNA splicing. The record is from RefSeq and is a predicted model, not a curated record. Gene Ontology annotation, molecular function: mRNA binding. Gene Ontology annotation, cellular component: nucleus. The transcript is spliced from 3 exons. The annotation marks the transcript as partial. Lineage: Eukaryota; Metazoa; Nematoda; Chromadorea; Rhabditida; Onchocercidae.